GACGUCAAAAGUCACACAAAAAAAACCACCAUGAUUCCGUAUUUUACAUAAUUUAACACAUCCAACCAUCCAUCCAACAUUAAUACAACCAUUAUAACAUAACAAAUCAGCAACAAAUGUAACAAAUGCAAUCAUAGUAACAAAUGUGUAUUGAACUUUUCGAACCAUGGGAGACAAGCCGAAACCGAAGAUCACGAUCAUCCCUCCACUUUACCAGUUUCUUUUCGGGGGAUCGGCCGGCAUGAUGGCAAUCUGCAUCGUCCAGCCGAUGGAUCUGCUGAAGACCAGGAUGCAACUCCUGGGACCUGCUGCCAAGGACUACACCAUGGUCAGGAUGGCCAAGGAGGUGGUCGCUAAGGAAGGAUUUAAAGGUCUCUACAGCGGGAUCUCAGCAGCGCUGUUCCGACAAGCCACGUACACUACUGGGCGCCUUGGGAGCUUCAACGCCAUCACCGAUAUUUAUAACUCGUCAUACGGAACGCCAAAUUUCGGAAUCAAGAUACUUAUUGGCAUGCUUGCGGGCAGCGUUGGGGCACUCGUUGGCAACCCAGCUGAGGUGGCGCUUGUGAGGAUGACUGCUGACGGCCGCCUGCCGCCAGAGAAGCGACGGAACUAUUCGAACGUGUUCAAUGCCCUUGGCAGAAUGAUCAAAGAGGAAGGCCCCGGGACGUUGCUCCGCGGCGCCCCGGCCACCGUCUCGCGCGCAGCCGUCGUGAACGGCGCGCAACUGGCCUCCUACGCGCAAGCCAGGCAAAUGCUUCUCCCCGUGAUGGGGGAAAACAUGCUUCUGCACUUUACUGCGUCUAUGAUCGCCGGCUUCGUCACCUCUGCUGCGUCAAUACCACUGGACAAAGUUAAAACGAUAGUGCAAAACACGGCCAAAGGGGGUGAGCAGCUCGGGAUGAUGGCAGUGGUACUCGAUGUGCUAAAGAAGGAGGGUAUCCUUGGGUUCUGGUCCGGGUUCCUGCCCACCUACCUGAAGAUCGGACCCCACACUGUCUUCACCUUUAUCUUCCUGGAGCAAAUUAACGCGGCAUACUUUAGGGCGGUUAAUGCUUAAGUCCGUAUUCACAUUAUCCGAUCCGAUAUUGGAUGUCGGAAGGACUUCAAAAAACAGUGCGCGGAAGAAGUG
Molecule: messenger RNA, 1132 nt
Organism: Leguminivora glycinivorella
Lineage: Eukaryota; Metazoa; Arthropoda; Insecta; Lepidoptera; Tortricidae
Product: mitochondrial 2-oxoglutarate/malate carrier protein-like
Exons: 6
Coding region: 167-1060 (297 amino acids)
Biological process (GO): malate transmembrane transport; oxaloacetate transport; phosphate ion transmembrane transport
Molecular function (GO): antiporter activity; malate transmembrane transporter activity; thiosulfate transmembrane transporter activity
Source: RefSeq, a predicted model, not a curated record